Molecule: messenger RNA, 243 nt
Organism: Knipowitschia caucasica
Lineage: Eukaryota; Metazoa; Chordata; Actinopteri; Gobiiformes; Gobiidae
Source: the annotation of a GenBank genome assembly
AUGGGGCUUGUGGAAAGCAGACAGCAGGUCACGGGACGCCGACCUCAGGAGGAAGACGAUGAACGCCCAAUCGGGAUGGAGCACGAGCGCGUGGGCGAGCCUGGGCAAGAUGACCGGGGCGGAGAGGCGGGCGCUGAUCAGGCCCGGAUGAAAGCCCUUCAGAACGACGGCCUCACGGAAGCCGGGACGGGCCCCCCAGCACAGAGCGACAAAGGAACCAGGCUCCAAGAACAGCACGGCUAG